AGCAAUUUAUUGCUAUGCCUUUGGAUGUUGGUGCCCUAUAUGUGGUGAAGCGGCAAUUUGAGGAAGGUGGUAGUCGCUUCCCACAUGUUAUUGGGGUUGUGGAUGGCACACAUGUAGCUAUUGUGCCACCAAGACAUAAUGAAGAAAUUUAUAGAAACAGGAAACUGUUUCAUUCUCUGAAUGUAAUGGUUGUUUGUGGGCCAUCCCUCCAGAUCCUUUCCCUGAAUGCCAAGUUUCCCGGAAACUCGCAUGAUGCUUAUGUCAUUAGACAAUCAGGGAUAUGGCACAGAUUAAGAUCAAGUCAACGAGCAGACAUGUGGUUAUUGGGAGACCGUGGAUAUCCUUGCACCCCCUGGCUCAUGACUCCUUACCGUAAUCCCAGGCCAGGACCACAGACGGCAUUUAACUCCGCGCUUACUGCCACUAGACAGCUGGUGGAGCGCACAAUUGGGGUCCUUAAAGGCCGGUUUCGUGUGCUCCACCGCACUGGUGGCGACAUCAUGUAUUCGCCGGAGAUGGCAAGUAAACUAGUGGUCCUGUGCGCUAUACUACAUAACAUCGCGGUAAGGAGUAGCGUAGAGCUUCCUCAGACAGAGGAAUUGCCUGAUGAGGAGCCAGGGGUUGUCCGUCGCUUCGGUGGGGGGAGUGUUACACGGAGGGGAAGCCAAGUCAGGGCAAGCAUUGUUGAAGAAUAUUUCAGCUGAAUUAUCACACAAACUGUGGACGACCACAACGGCAACCAGAUGCAGGGAGGCAACAUCAGGCCCCUUCUCAGCCCCCCUCCCCUUCUCACUCCCCCUCCCCUUCUCACUCCCCCUCCCCUUCUCAA
This is a messenger RNA of Pseudophryne corroboree (corroboree frog), 829 nucleotides long. RefSeq names its product putative nuclease HARBI1. The record is from RefSeq and is a predicted model, not a curated record. The coding region runs from base 15 to 704 and encodes 229 amino acids. The transcript has 4 exons. NCBI's taxonomy places the organism in Eukaryota, Metazoa, Chordata, Amphibia, Anura, Myobatrachidae.